Molecule: messenger RNA, 306 nt
Organism: Cynara cardunculus var. scolymus (artichoke)
Lineage: Eukaryota; Viridiplantae; Streptophyta; Magnoliopsida; Asterales; Asteraceae
Product: heavy metal-associated isoprenylated plant protein 12-like
Exons: 2
Coding region: 1-306 (101 amino acids)
Source: RefSeq, a predicted model, not a curated record
AUGGGUGUGGAAUCAGCGGCUUUGAUCGGAUCAGAUAAAAACCAAAUCAAAGUGACUGGGGAAGGAAUCGACUCAGUCAAACUCGCGACGCUGCUAAGGAAAGGCGUAGGAUGCACGGAGCUGGUGAGUGUUGGUCCGGUGGAGGAGAAGAAACCCGCUGUCACCGCCGCUGCUGCCGCCAGUCAAACGCCGGCUACGGUGGUGCCACUGCAAGUUUAUCCUCACCAUUAUAGCUGCUAUGGAGGGCCGUACUACCAUGUCUACGAAAGUUGCAGCAACGACGAUCCCUCUUGUACCAUUAUGUAA